Dryobates pubescens (Downy woodpecker) is the source of this 9210-nucleotide messenger RNA. RefSeq names its product desmoplakin (gene DSP). The transcript has 24 exons. Gene Ontology annotation, molecular function: protein binding; structural molecule activity. Gene Ontology annotation, cellular component: intermediate filament; plasma membrane; cytoskeleton. The record is from RefSeq and is a predicted model, not a curated record. The coding region runs from base 261 to 8846 and encodes 2861 amino acids. NCBI's taxonomy places the organism in Eukaryota, Metazoa, Chordata, Aves, Piciformes, Picidae. Gene Ontology annotation, biological process: cell-cell adhesion; wound healing; skin development.
GUCCUUCUUCUCCAGCCGCCGCCACCGCCGCCGCCCGCCCUCCACCGCGCCGAGCUUCGCCCCUGCCCACCCCUCCACCUGCAGGCCGCGCAGAUCCCCGGCGCCCGGCCUUUCUCCGGCUCUCGGUGGGCUGAGAGAACGAGGCAGUCCCGCGGCAGGCUCUCCCGGGAGUGAAUGCCUUUCCCCUCGUCGACUCUGCCUCAGUGUUCUCCCCGUCGCGUCCCACCUGAUUCCCUGUCCUCGCACACUCCCCCGUCGCCAUGAGCAUCAACGGCGGCUCGCACCCGCGGAUCAACACCUUGGGCCGGAUGGCGCGGGCAGACUCGGGCACCGACGUGCGCUACGAGAUGAGCUCCCAUGUGGUGGGGGGCGGCGGCGGCGGCACUCACACCCACAAGACGUACUAUUACCAGAAGACCUACGGCGGGGACUAUGCUUCCGACGGAUACGGCCAGAACGGGACCUGUACAGUGUCCAGACGCCAGAACACCAUCCAGGAGCUUCUGCAAAACUGUUCAGAUUGCCUGAUGCGAGCGGAGCUCAUUGUGCAACCUGAAUUGAAAUAUGGAGAUGGUGUCCAGAUUAGAGGGAACAGAGAUCUGGAAGAGUGUUUUGCCCAAGCAAAUGACCAAAUGGAUAUUCUGGAUGGGCUGAUCAGAGAGAUGAGGCAGAUGGGCCAGCCCUGUGACAUGUAUCAGAAAAGGCUGCUUCAACUUCAAGAGCAAAUGCGUGCCCUGUACAAAGCCAUCAGCGUUCCCCGUGCCAGGAGGGCCAGCUCCAAAGGUGGCGGUUGCUACUCCUCUCAGAGUGGCUCAGGGUGGGAUGAGUACACGAAACGUGUCACAAGUGAAUGUCUGAGCUGGAUGAGGCAGCAGAAGACUGAAAUGGAGCUAGUGAAAUGGGGCUUUGAUGCCGCAUCCAUUGAGCAGCAAAUUGGUGACCACAGAAGAACUCACAAUGCCAUCGGGGACUAUCGCUGGCACUUGGACAAAGUCAAAACAGAUCUGCGGGAAAAGGCCGCGGUUCACCAGCUGGAGGAAGAAUAUGAAGGACUACUGAAAUACUCAUUUGAGAGAAUGGAUCAGCUCCGACAAUUCCAGAACCUCAUCCAAGCCACCAGCAGAGAGAUCAUGUGGAUCAAUGACUGUGAAGAAGAGGAGCUUCUCUAUGACUGGAGUGACAGGAACACUGACAUUGCCAGGAAGCAGGAGGCCUUUUCUAAACGGAUGAGUGAACUGGAGCUUAAAGAAAAAGAACUCAACAAGCUAAAGCAAGAAAGUGACCAGCUAGUGCUCAACCAGCACCCUGCUUCGGACAAAAUUGAGGCCUACAUGGAUACAUUACAAACUCAGUGGAGCUGGAUUCUUCAGAUCACCAAAUGCAUUGAUGUUCACCUGAAAGAGAAUGCAGCUUACUUUCAGUUCUUUGAAGAGGCCCAAGCCACAGAGUGCUACCUGAAAAACUUACAAGACUCCAUCAGAAAGAAGUUCAUCUGCGAUAAGAGCAUGUCACUGCAGUCUUUGCUGGAGCAGAUCAAAGAGCUAGAGAACGAGCGGGAGAGAAUUUUGGAAUACAAGAGACAAGUGCAGAGUUUGGUGAAUAAAUCCAAGAAGAUUGUGCAGCUGAAGCCACGCAACCCAGACUACCGGAGUAACAAGCCCAUUAUCCUCAAGGCUCUGUGUGAUUACAAACAGGAUCUGAAAACAGUGCGCAAAGGAGAUGAGUGUAUCCUGAAGGACAAUAACGAGCGCAGCAAGUGGCUGGUGACUGGCCCCGGAGGAGUUGACAUGCUGGUGCCAUCUGUUAGUCUUAUCAUCCCACCCCCCAAUCCGUUAGCAGUGGAUCUUGCUACCAAAAUUGAGCAGUACUAUGAAGCCAUUUUAGCUUUAUGGAACCAGCUGUAUAUCAACAUGAAGAGCCUGGUGUCUUGGCAUUACUGCAUGAUUGACAUUGAGAAGAUCAAAGCGAUGACUAUUGCCAAGCUGAAAACAAUGCGCAAGGAGGAUUACCAGAAAAUAAUAACUGACCUGGAGAUCCAUUACCAAGAAUUCCUUAGGAACAGCCAAGGCUCAGAGAUGUUUGGUGAUGAAGACAAACGGAACAUCCAGAGUCAGUUCACGGAUGCUCAGAAGCACUACCAGACCUUGAUUAUACAACUGCCCAAUCAACCACGACAGCCACAGACAGUGGUUCCAACUGAGGCCUGCCCUGUGGGUUCCUCAAACACCAUUAUUGUUAAUGAGAGAAACCGAGAACACGAGAAGCAGGAGGCCUGGCUGCUGCUGGAGCUUCAGAAACUUCGGCGCCAGAUUGAAGCUUCUGAGAUCCGGAUGGUUCAGAGGGCUCCUCUUGGAAUGGAUCAAGGGGCUAUGCAUGACUUUUCAGCCAGGAUAAAGGAUUUAGAGGGUGUGCAGAAUGACUCUCAGAUAAUGGCUGAAACCCUCAAUAAGCAUAAGGACUUGCUGCCUAACUUCAGAGGCUGUGAAAAGUAUGUGUACUUGCAGUCAGAGAUAAAUGCCCUAUUUCAAAAACUGGAAAAUAUUAAUGGUGUUUCUGCUGGCUACUUAGACAGCUUGAACUCUCUGAGGUGUCUGCUCCAGAUGAUUCUACAAACAGAAGAUGUGAUCAGAGUCUUUGAAGUCAGGCUGUCUGAGGAGGAGACUGUUCCCUUGGAUCUUGAUAAAGUAGAGGCUUAUCGGGCUUGUCUGAAGAAAAUGAAAGCAGACCUAAACAUGAAGAAGUCACUCCUGAAUACCCUGGAAAAUGAGCUGCAGAAAACACUUCAGAUUCACUCACAAUCUUGCCAGUCGUAUACCUUGUAUGACAUGGACAUUGGGAAGUUCUGUGACAAAGUUACCCAGCUCAUAGACCGCUGGCAGAGAGCUGAUAAGCAGAUAGAUAACAGAUCAUGGGAUUUAGAAAGGCAAAUCAAACAGCUGAAAACUUACCAAGAUCUCUACCACGCUCUGUGCAAAUGGAUGACGGAUGCCAAGCGCAGGCAGGAUGCUAUCGAGUCCAUGAAGCUGUGUGACUGCAACGCCAUCAUGAGAUACCUCCAUGAUCAGAAGAACUUACACAGUGAAAUCUGUGGGAAGCGAGACAAAGUUGAGGAGCUUCUCAAGCAUGCAGAUCAGUGCUCGGCUGCAAUUAAGGAUUAUGAACUGCAAGUUGCUUCCUACAGUUCUGGAUUAGAGACCUUGCUCAACAUACCUAUCAAGAAGAGCGUGGUUCAGUCUCCUGCAGUGCUGAUUCUACAAGAGGCUAGCGAGGCUCAGACUCGCUACAUAGAGCUUCUCACACGAUCAGGAGAUUAUUACCGAUUCUUAAGUGAAAUGUUGAAGAGCAUGGAGGACUUGAAGAUGAAAAACACCAAAAUUGAACUCCUGGAAGAAGAACUCAGACUUGCCAGGGAUUCAAAUUCAGAGACAAGCAACAAACACAAAUUCUUGGAGCAAAAUCUGCAAAAGUACCAGAUAGACAUUUCUCAGCUCAAGGCAAAGCUGAUGAGUUUGGAGGAGAUGAAAAGACAAGCUGAAAUGGAUGGCAAUUCUGCUAAGCAAAACCUGGACAAAUGCUAUGCUCAAAUCAAGGAUCUAAAUGACAGAAUAACCAGGCUGACUUAUGAGACUGAAGAUGAGAAAAGGAAAAGGAAGUUGCUGGAGGACAGAUAUGAGCAACAGAAGAAUGACUAUGACCAGCUGCAGAAAACCAGACAAAACGAGAAAGACAGCCUUGGCUGGCAAAAGCUAGAGUCUGAGAAGGUCAUCAAGGAGAAGGAGUACGAGAUAGAAAGAUUAAGGGUUCUUCUGCAGGACGAAGGAACACGGAAGAGGGAGUAUGAAAAUGAGCUGGCUAAGGUAAGAAACCAGUUUAGCGAGGAGAUGAGUAAUUUAAAGAACAAGUAUGAAACAGAAAUAAAUAUUAAGAAGACCACAAUCCAGCAGAUCGCUGCACAGAAAGAUGAUGAUGCAAAAGGCCUCAGAGCCCAGGUUGACAGACUGACAAGAGAAAACAGAGACCUCAAGGAUGAGAUUGUGAGGCUGAAUGAUGCCGUUCUGCAGACCACAGAUCAGCGGAGGAGAGCAGAAGAAGAUGCUCUUCAGCAAAAGGCUUGCAGUUCUGAGGUGUCUCAGCAAAAGCAUCAGCUGGAGCUGGAGCUGAAACAGAUCAUUCAGCUUCGUGGUGAAGACAACUCAAGAUACAAGCAGGCUCUUGAGGAGGCUGCCUCAACCAUUCAGGAUAAAACUAAGGAGCUGGAAAGGCUGAAGCUUCAGCUUCAGGAAGAAGCUAAAAGCCGAUGGGAGCUUGAAAAUGAACUGGCUAAGGUAAGGAACAGUUAUGAUGAGGAAAUUAUUAGUUUAAAGAACAAAUACGAAACAGAGAUUAAUAUCACAAAGACCACGAUUCAUCAGGUCACCAUGCAAAAGGAGGAGGACACCAAUAACUAUAGAACACAGCUUGAUAAUGCCAUGAGAGAAAACAGGAAUUUGUGUGAAGAAAUUAGGAGGCUGAAGAACACAAUAAGUCAGACAACAGAUAAUCUACGGAAAAUAGAGGAGAAUGCUCAGCAACAGAAGGCAGCUGGCUCGGAGCUUUCUCAGAAGAAACAGCAGCUGGAGAUUGAGCUAAAACAAGUUAUUCAGAGGCACUCUGAUGAAAGCAUGCGCUACAAACAGUCACUUGAUGAUGCUUCUAAGACCAUUAAGGAAAGAAACAAAGAGAUUGAAAGGCUGAGAAAGUUGUUGGAUGUAGAAACAAGUCAAAGAAAAGAACUAGAGGAUGAGAACAGUCAGUUAAAGAGAGUCCAGUUUGACCUGCAAAAAGCAAACACGAGUGCAACUGAGACCAUUAACAAGCUGAGGAUCCAAGAGCAGGAACUGGCCAGACUGAAAAUUGACUAUGAAAGAGUCUCACAAGAGAAAAAAGGCAAGGAUCAAGAAAGUGCAAAGUUCCAGAGCACUGUAAAAGACUUGCAGAUCCAGAAGCAUAAGCUGGAGGAGGAACUUUGCAGGCAGAAUAAAAAUGCAAUGGAGGAGGCAUCCAGGAGGAAGAAACUGGAGGAGGAAAUAGAAGGCAUGAGGAGAUCUCUCAGAGAGCAAUCAGUUAAAAUAACUAAUCUCACACAGCAGAUAGAGGAAGUCUCUAUUGUAAAGAAGAGGAAUGAAGAUGACCUUAGGCACCAAAGAGAGGUGUUAGAUGGCCAUGUGAGAGAGAAGCAGAGGUACAUGGAGGAGAUAAGAAAAUACACCUCUGAUCUCGAGGCUUUGCGCCGUCAGUUGGUCCAAGAACAGGAGCAAUUCAAGCAGGCUCACCUACGAUGCGAGCACUUGCAGAAAUCCUCUGAAGAAAAGAGCAAAAACCUGAAUGAGUGCAAAAUAGAGAUCGAAAGGCUUCAGUCUCUCACCGAGAACCUAACCAAGGAGCACUUGUUACUGGAGGAAGAGCUGCGAAAUGUUAGAUUGGAGUACGAUGACCUCAGGAUGGUCAGAAGUGAAGUUGAUGAGAAAAAUACUGCCAUUGCUGAAUUAAAGAAUCAGCUUCAGAUGAGCAGCAAGCAAACCCUGGAGCUUCAGGGCUUGAUAAAUGAUUUACAGAAAGAAAGGGAAAAAUUGAGACAGGAAAUUGAAAAAUUCCAAAAGCAAGCUCUAGAGGCAUCCAAUAGGAUUCAAGAAUCCAAAACUCAGUAUAAUCACAUUAUGCAAGAAAGAGAAACCCUGCUGAUAAAAAUGAGUGCUCUGGAGCAAGACAAAGCCAGGCUGCAGAGGUUAGAAGAGGAGCUGAACCGUUUGAAAGUCACCCUAGAAUCAGAGUCUCGUGUGAAGCAACGACUGGAAAGUGAGAAGCAGCAAAUCCUAAAUGACCUCAAUCAGUGGAAGAGCCAGCACUCCCGGACAGAGGAAUCCAUAAGGAAGAUCCAGUGUGAGAGAGAGAAGAGUGAGAGGGAGAAGAACUCCCUGAGGACUGAGAUUGAAAGGCUGCAGAUGGAGAUCAAACGGAUUGAAGAGAGAUACCGGUGCAGACUGGAAGAGACUGCUGUCAAGAAUCAGUCAGAGCUGGAGUCUGAGCGUCUGAGGCUGCAGAGAGAGAUUGAGAAGCUCAAGCAACGCCCUUAUGGGUCCCACAGGUCCACACAGACUGAGGAAGACUUCUGUCUUGAUGCCUCCAAGUUGCUAUUCAGUGGAUUGCGGAAGAAGGUUACAGCAAUGCAGCUAUAUGAAUGUCAGCUGAUAGACAAACUCACCCUGGACAAACUGCUGAAGGGGCAGAGGUCAGUGGAAGAAGUUGCAGCUGACAUUGAGCCCUACCUGAAAGGGGCAGGUGCUAUUGCAGGGGUGUCUCUUUCACCCAGACAGAAGUACUCUUUUGUUGAGGCCAAACGCAAUCAACUGCUUACAGCAGAAAAUGCAGUCCUGCUCUUAGAAGCCCAGGCAGCAACAGGAGGUGUGAUAGACCCACACCGAAAUGAGAUUUUAACUGUGGACAGUGCUAUCGCCAGAGACUUGAUUGACUUUGAUGACAGAGAACAAAUCUACACUGCAGAAAAGGCUAUUACAGGAUUUAAAGAUCCUUUCUCGGGAAAAACUGUGCCAGUAUCUGAAGCCAUCAAGAAGAAUUUGGUUGACAGAGAGACUGGGAUUCGUCUGCUUGAAGCCCAGCUGGCUGUAGGAGGGAUUGUUGAUCCUGUCAACAGUGUUUUCCUACCCAAAGAUGUAGCUUUAUCUCGUGGCUUGAUUGACAAAGACCUGUACAGGCUUCUAUACAACUGCCAAGGUGCCACAAAGAACUUCAUUGAUCCCACCACCAAAAAGGCAGUCACUUACAUGCAGCUGAAGGAGAAAUGCAGGAUUGAACCACACACUGGUCUGCUUCUCCUCCCAGUGCAGAAGAGAAGCAUGUCAUUCCAAGGGAUCAGGCAGCCCGUCUCAGCAGAUGCACUGCUUGAGGCUGGAAUUAUCAAGGAAUCGACAAGGAAUGACUUGGAAAGAGGUGCAAUUACAGUGGAAGAAGUGAGCGAGAGAAUUAUUGAUUUCCUUCAGGGCUCUAGCUGUAUUGCAGGCAUCUACAAUGAGGCCACUAAAGAGAAGCUUGGCAUUUACCAGGCUAUGAAAAUUGGUUUGGUUAGACCAGGGACAGCCCUUGAACUCCUAGAAGCCCAGGCAGCCACGGGCUUCAUAGUGGAUCCUGUCAGCAAUGUAAGACUGCCUGUUGAGGAAGCUUACAAAAGAGGCCUUGUAGGAAUUGAAUUUAAAGAGAAGCUUCUGUCUGCUGAAAGAGCUGUCACUGGGUACAAAGACCCAGAAACUGGAAACAUAAUUUCUCUGUUUCAAGCAAUGAACAAAGAGCUCAUAGAGCGAGGCCAUGGCAUUCGCUUGCUGGAAGCCCAGAUUGCUACUGGAGGAAUCAUUGACCCCAAAGAGAGCUACCGACUGCCAGUAGAGACGGCCUACAAGCGUGGCUACUUCAAUGAAGAGCUCAACCAGAUCCUUAGCGAUCCAAGUGAUGACACCAAAGGCUUCUUUGAUCCCAACACAGAGGAGAACUUGACCUACUUGCAGCUGAAAGAAAGGUGCAUCAAGGAUGAAGCCACAGGGCUCUGCCUUCUCCCCCUGAGAGAGAAGAAGAAGGCAGUGCACACCUCGCAGAAGAACACCCUUAGGAAGCGCCGGGUUGUCAUCGUAGAUCCAGAGACAAACAGGGAGAUGUCCGUGCAGGAGGCAUACAGCAAAGGCCUCAUUGAUUUUGACACCUAUACAGAACUAGCUGAGCAGGAGUGCGAGUGGGAAGAAAUAACUAUCACAGGAUCAGAUGGCAGCAGCAGAGUAGUCCUUGUGGACAGAAAAACAGGUAGCCAGUAUGACAUCCAGGAUGCUAUUGAUAAAGGUCUGGUGGAGAGGAAGUUCUUUGAGCAGUACCGUUCUGGCAGCUUAAGCCUGACGCAGUUCGCAGACAUGAUCUCCUGCCGUAACGGCACCGACGAGGUGUUCCGGCAUGAGUCGGUGACUCGGUCUCCCACCGUGCUGAGUGUCAGGAGUUCUUCUUCACUGAUCAGGAGCGGCUCUUUCUCCGAGACCCCAGAUGAGUGCAGUCCUAUUGCAGCCAUAUUCGACACAGAAAACUUGGAGAAAAUCUCCAUUUCGGAAGCUAUACAGCGGGGCAUUGUGGAUAGCAUCACUGGGCAACGGUUGCUUGAAGCCCAGGCCUGCACAGGGGGCAUAAUAUGCCCGACUACAGGCCAGAGGCUUUCCCUUCAGGAAGCCACCAGUCAAGGCAUCAUCGAUCAGGAUAUGGCAACACGUCUCAAACCAGCCCAGAAGGCCUUCAUAGGGUUCGAAGGCAUAAAGGGUGGACGCAAGAGGAUGUCAGCAGCUGAAGCAGUAAAGGAAAAAUGGUUGCCUUAUGAGGCUGGGCAGAGGUUCCUGGAAUUCCAGUAUCUCACUGGAGGUCUUGUGGACCCAGAUGUACGUGGAAGAAUAAGCACUGAAGAAGCCAUUAGGAAUGGAUUGAUUGAUGGUCGUGCUGCCCAGAAAUUGCAAGAUACUAACAGCUAUCCCAAAAUUCUAACUUGCCCCAAGACCAAACUGAAAAUAUCCUACAAAGAUGCAAUGAAUCGGUCAAUGGUGGAAGACAUCACUGGGCUGAAGCUCCUAGAAGCAGCCUCUGUGUCUUCUAAAGGCAUCUCCAGUCCCUACAACGUCUCCUCAGCACCCGGCUCUCGCUCUGGCUCUCGCUCUGGCUCACGUUCAGGCUCCCGCAGCGGGUCCAGGAGGGGAAGUUUUGAUGCAUCAGCAAGCUCUUCCUAUUCUUACUCAUACUCAACCUUCAGCAGUGGGUCUAUUGGGCGCUAAUAAGUGGGGGAGUGUAUCUACAUUUUAAUAUCAUUUAGAUUAUUCUACUUCCCCGUUCCUAAAACCACAAAGAAACCCAAACCCUUAAGGUUUUUUUUCUGGAUGUGUUCAGCUUCUGAACAAGCUGUAAAAUGCCUGAACACAAAUUCAUGGAAUAUAGGUUAGGGGAUGCAGAAAGUCCUGCUUGUGAAUUUUGGUUCCCAUUUCCUUUUAAUGUUUGGAUUUUAGUUGGUGUCUGUACAUUUUAAAUAGUCUGUCUUGUACCUUCUCCUUUUAUCUGUCAACCAGAUAACUGUUAACUGAGGUUUGAAGUCUUGCAGUAAUUGUCUUCCCACCUAUUUUUUUCAGUCUGCUAUUAUGAAGA